AUGAACUUUGGCAAUCAAACACCUACUAUUGUUGUCCUUAAGGAGGGAACCGAUUCCUCCCAGGGUAGAGGCCAAAUCAUCUCUAACAUCAAUGCCUGUUUGGCAAUUCAAGAUACGUUGAAACCAACUUUGGGUCCGUUAGGUUCUGAUAUAUUGAUUGUGACAUCUAACGGUAAGACGACUAUCUCCAACGAUGGUGCUACAAUUCUUAAAUUAUUAGACGUUGUUCAUCCAGCAGCGAAGACACUAGUUGACAUUUCCAGAGCUCAGGAUGCUGAAGUUGGUGAUGGUACCACAAGUGUGACCAUUUUAGCUGGUGAAUUGAUGAAGGAAGCAAAGCCUUUCUUAGAAGAAGGAAUCUCUUCUCAUAUUAUCAUGAAGGGUUACAGAAAGGCAGUAGAACUGGCUGUAGCUAAAAUCAAUGAAAUUGCGGUUGAUAUUUCCAAUGAAAACAAUUCAAGAGAUUUGCUAGAACGUUGUGCUAGAACCGCGAUGUCCUCUAAGUUAAUCAAUAAUAACGCUGAUUUCUUUGUGAAGAUGUGUGUGGAUGCAGUGUUAACAUUAGAUCAAGAAGAUCUUGAUGAUAAAUUGAUUGGUAUCAAAAAGAUUUCUGGUGGGGCUAUGGAAGAUUCUUUAUUCGUUGACGGUGUCGCCUUCCAAAAGACUUUCUCGUACGCUGGGUUCGAACAACAACCAAAGACUUUCAAGAAUCCUAAGAUCCUUUCUCUAAACGUUGAAUUAGAACUAAAGGCAGAAAAAGAUAAUGCAGAAGUGAGAGUUGAACAUGUCGAAGAUUACCAAGCUAUCGUUGAUGCUGAAUGGCAAAUCAUUUUGGAUAAGUUACAACAAAUUGAAGACACAGGUGCCAACAUCAUUUUAUCUAAAUUACCAAUUGGUGACUUGGCCACUCAAUAUUUUGCUGAUAGGAACAUCUUCUGUGCCGGUAGAGUCGCAACUGAAGAUAUGAACCGUGUUAUCCAGGCUGUCGGAGGCUCUGUGCAAUCUACCACUUCUGACAUAAAACCAGAACAUCUAGGAACUUGUGAACUGUUUGAAGAAGUGCAAAUUGGUUCUGAACGUUACAACCUUUUCAAAGGAUGUCCACAAGCUAAAACCUGUACGUUGCUACUUAGAGGUGGUGCUGAACAAGUUAUCGCUGAAGUUGAAAGAUCCCUACAUGAUGCUAUUAUGAUCGUUAAAAGGGCUCUACAAAAUAAACUAGUAGUAGGUGGUGGUGGUGCUAUAGAAAUGGAAAUCUCAAAAUAUCUAAGAGAUUAUUCAAAGACCAUUGCCGGUAAACAACAAUUAAUUAUCAAUGCAUUUGCCAAAGCAUUAGAAGUUAUACCAAGACAGUUAAGUGAAAACGCAGGUUUCGACUCUGUGGAAAUCUUGAACAGACUAAGAAUGGCUCACAGUAAAGGUGAGAAGUGGUAUGGUGUUGAUUUUGACAAUGAAACCAUCGGUGAUAAUUUCAACAAAUUUGUCUGGGAACCUGCUUUAGUCAAGAUUAAUGCCCUAAGCAGUGCUACUGAAGCUACCAACCUGAUUUUGUCCGUGGAUGAAACCAUUAAGAAUAAAGAGAGUGACUCUGCAGGAGCUAGUAUGGCUCCUCCACAAGGUGCUAGAGGAAGAGGAAUGCCAAUGCCAAUGCAAUAA
Messenger RNA from Kluyveromyces lactis, 1656 nucleotides. It is a transcript of the gene CCT7, whose product is annotated as chaperonin-containing T-complex subunit CCT7. The coding region runs from base 1 to 1656 and encodes 551 amino acids. Gene Ontology annotation, biological process: protein folding. The record is from RefSeq and is a predicted model, not a curated record. Gene Ontology annotation, cellular component: chaperonin-containing T-complex. Gene Ontology annotation, molecular function: ATP hydrolysis activity; ATP-dependent protein folding chaperone; ATP binding. Lineage: Eukaryota; Fungi; Ascomycota; Saccharomycetes; Saccharomycetales; Saccharomycetaceae. The transcript has a single exon.